Molecule: messenger RNA, 1852 nt
Organism: Cynara cardunculus var. scolymus (artichoke)
Lineage: Eukaryota; Viridiplantae; Streptophyta; Magnoliopsida; Asterales; Asteraceae
Product: uridine kinase-like protein 1, chloroplastic
Exons: 14
Coding region: 97-1515 (472 amino acids)
Cellular component (GO): cytoplasm; chloroplast
Molecular function (GO): ATP binding; kinase activity
Source: RefSeq, a predicted model, not a curated record
GGCUAAGCUUAAUAGCUACGCAGAACUCCCAAACCUUUUUAUUUAUUUAUUUGCGAACGGCUGUAUACAACUCCAAUUUUGGAUUCUCCGUCGACGAUGCCGGAGAAGACGACGUCCAUUGAUUACGUGAUGGAGGCCGCCUCCGGUCCUCACUUUUCCGGCUUACAUCUCAAUGCCCGAUUCCUUCCUUCUUCAAGAUCACCAUCCUCCUCCCUUCUUGCCGACUCCGCCUCAGCACUCAAACAGCCAUUCGUCAUUGGGGUUUCUGGGGGUACUGCUUCGGGUAAGACGACGGUUUGUGACAUGAUUAUUCAACAACUUCAUGAUCAUCGUGUUGUGCUUGUCAAUCAGGAUUCAUUUUAUCGUGGCUUGACUGCUGAAGAAUCUGAACGUGCCCAUGAGUAUAAUUUUGAUCACCCUGAUGCUUUUGACACAGAGCAAAUGCUAGAGUGUGUUGAAAAACUCAAACAAGGAAACCCGGUCCAUCUUCCAAUAUAUGACUUUAAAAACCACCGCAGAUGUUCCGAGUCCUUCCGCCAGGUGAAUGCAUCUGAUGUAAUUAUCUUGGAGGGAAUACUGGUGUUUCAUGACCAAAGAGUUCGUGACUUAAUGAAUAUGAAGAUAUUUGUUGACACAGAUGCUGAUGUGAGGCUUGCUCGUAGAAUAAGGCGAGAUACAGUUGAGAGGGGUAGGGAUGUUAAUUCUGUGCUUGAGCAGUAUGCUAAGUUCGUUAAACCUGCUUUUGAUGAUUUUGUUCUUCCAUCGAAAAAGUAUGCCGAUGUUAUCAUACCACGAGGAGGCGAUAACCAUGUGGCAAUAGACUUGAUUGUGCAACAUAUACGCACAAAGCUUGGUCAACAUGACCUUUGCAAAAUAUAUCCCAACAUAUAUGUAAUUCAGACGACAUUCCAGAUUCGAGGCAUGCACACAUUGAUUCGAGAUCGAGAGAUAUCAAAGCAUGAUUUUGUAUUUUAUUCAGAUCGACUCAUUCGAUUGGUUGUGGAACAUGGCCUUGGUCAUCUACCAUUUACUGAGAUGCAAGUAGUCACUCCAACAGGAUCGGUAUAUAGUGGAGUUGACUUUUGCAAAAAACUGUGUGGUGUCUCGAUUGUUCGGAGUGGUGAAAGUAUGGAGAAUGCACUGCGUGCAUGCUGCAAAGGCAUAAAAAUUGGAAAAAUCCUGAUCCACCGUGAUGGUGACAAUGGGCAGCAGCUUAUCUAUGAAAAGCUCCCGAAAGACAUCUCAGAAAGACAUGUGCUUCUCCUUGAUCCAGUUCUUGCUACAGGUAAUUCAGCCAAUCAGGCAAUUGAACUACUCAUACAAAAAGGAGUACCAGAAUCAUACAUAAUAUUCCUCAACCUCAUCUCGGCCCCGGAGGGAAUCCAUUGUGUUUCAAAAAGGUUUCCAUCGGUGAAGAUAGUAACAUCAGAGAUUGAUGUUGCUUUGAAUGAAGAGUAUCGUGUCAUACCUGGUCUUGGAGAGUUUGGUGACCGUUACUUUGGCACUGACGACUGAUAUCAUAGACAGACAGUAAGACGAUUGAUGGUUGGGAUGAGAUCAGAGAUAAGAGUAACAAACUGUCAUGAGGUUUCUUUUUUCCCUUAAUCAACCAUCAAGUUUGAUUUUGUACCCUUUCUGCUGAUGCCUGUUGUGCUUUGAUGGUUAUUGGGUGUAAAUAUUAAGGCAUGGAUCUUAUAUUACUCUUUUUCGGGGGAUCAAAUUGCAUAUAACCGGUUAUUGCAAGAUACUCCUAUGUCAUGUUCUCUAUUUUCGUAAAUAUUUACUGCUGACACUUUGUGUUGCUGAAUUUUGUAAAAAAUUGGCUUUCAAUUGGGUUUGUGUUCGAAUAUGC